Messenger RNA from Terrapene triunguis (Three-toed box turtle), 2136 nucleotides. It is a transcript of the gene ORC3, whose product is annotated as origin recognition complex subunit 3. Gene Ontology annotation, cellular component: nuclear origin of replication recognition complex; DNA replication preinitiation complex; nuclear pre-replicative complex. Lineage: Eukaryota; Metazoa; Chordata; Testudines; Emydidae. The transcript is spliced from 18 exons. Gene Ontology annotation, biological process: DNA replication; DNA replication initiation. Gene Ontology annotation, molecular function: DNA replication origin binding. The coding region runs from base 192 to 2063 and encodes 623 amino acids. The record is from RefSeq and is a predicted model, not a curated record.
ACUAUUUUAGUGAAGGUAAAAAUGAUUCAGAGGACAGCAGUCUUCGAUUUGCUACUUGUCAGUUGUUAUGGAAGCAGAUCAAUUCUGAAACAGAGAAAAUACAAGAAGAACUCAAUAAACAAUUAUUUGAUAACCUAAUAAGUUUUCUGAGACAAUCUCACUCUGAAUUCCAAACAAAGAAGACAGAAUGGAUGUGUCGGAUGAAAUCCAGUGAAAUUCCUACUGCAGCUCUUGUCCUAGGUGUAAAUGUUACAGAUCAUGACGUGACAUUUAAAAGUCUCUCAGAGGUUCUUCAGGAUAACGUUACUCCUUAUGUAGUCUCACUGCAAGCCAAAGAAUGCCCAGGCAUAAAACAUCUGCUUCAGAAACUGAUGGGACAGCUAAUGGACUGCUGUGUAGAUGUGGACUCAUCUGAAGAGGAGGAAUGUGUUAACAUUUCCCAGAAAAAGAUACGCUGCUCAAUGGCUUCUCUUUCCAAAUGGUACGAGAGUGUAACAAAGAAAACAGGUUCUGAAACUCCAAGCAAAAAAAGAACUUCCUCUUCCAGGCACUGGCAAUCUCCUCCAAUUGUGGUUAUCUUCAAGGACAUGGAAAGUUUCACAACGAAAGUACUUCAGGACUUCAUAGUUAUUAGCAGUCAGCACAUACAUGAAUUCCCUCUUGUACUCAUUUUUGGAAUUGCCACGUCUCCAAUGAUCAUCCACAGGUUACUUCCUCACUCUGUUUCUUCUCUGCUGUGUAUAGAGCUUUUCCAGUCUCUUUCCUGCAAGGAGCACCUGGCUACAGUAAUUGACAAGCUACUUCUGACAACUCAGUUUCCCUUUAAACUAAGUGAGAAAGUGUUGCAAGUUCUAAUCAACAUAUUUUUGUACCAUGAUUUCUCUGUCCAGAACUUUAUCAAAGGAUUUCAGCUGUCUAUUGUGGAGCAUUUCUAUUCCCAGCCCCUCAGUGUGUUGUGCUGCCAGCUCCUGGAAGCUAAGAAGAGAGUAAAUUCUUUAUCUCACAAUCAGUGUGAAAACAUUCGAAGCCUGCCAUCUUUUAGAAGAUAUGUGGAAAAUCAAGUCUCAGAAAAACAAAUUGCACUUCUGACUGAGGACAGUUUUUUAAAGGAGGUAACACAGACAUUACUGGAAGACUUGCAUAUUUACCAUGAGAAUUAUUUCACAGUUCUGAGAUGUCUUCAUGUUUUCACAACUUCCCUUCCAAAGUACCCUUUGGGCAAACAGAUCAGAGAGCUGUACUGUGCAUGUUUGGGAAAGAGAGUGUGGGAAACAGAAGAAUAUGGAUCAGCUGUUCAGUUACUAAGGAUGUUGGCUAAGGAUGAGUUGGUGGCCAUACUUCAAAAAUGUGCGGAGAUUUUUAUAUCUUCUGGAAAACAGUUUAGCAACACGGUAGAGAAACUGGAGGAGUUCCUGGCACGAUUUCAAAAUCUGGAAGCAGAAACCAAUGAGGUACAAGAUAUGUCUGUGUCAUCACAAAAGGAACUCCAGAAGAAGACAGACCUCUAUCACCUUCAGAAGACUUUGCUGGAGUUGAAAGAAUCAAAAAGAUCUAAGAAACUAACUAAGUUUGAAAUGCUCCGGUUCGAAGUUGUUGACUUUAUAGACAGCCUGGUAAGAAGUUACCUUGCUCCUGCAGAGAUGCAGACCCUGAACGAAGUGGUGUAUUUCAACACAGCUAACACCCUCCGUGAACACUUGAAUGCUGCCCCACGGAUUGCUCUUCACACAGCUCUGAACAACCCCUAUUGCUACCUGAAAAAUCAAACUUUGAAAAGCGACGUCGGAUGCAUUUCUAAUACUGCUCCUGACAUAUGCAUAGUGUAUAAACUUCAUUUGGAGUGCGGCAGAUUAAUAAAUCUUGUUGACUGGUUAGAGGCCUUUUCAACUGUGGUAACAGCGGUUGAAGGAACAGACCCAGAUUCAGUGGCCACAGACCAGGUGGAUGAAAUUAUCCACGCUCGUUUUAUUAGAGCUGUUUCAGAACUGGAACUUUUAGGGUUCAUAAAACCUAGCAAACAGAAAACAGAUCAUGUGGCAAGGCUGACAUGGGGAGGCUGUUAAAUGAUAGAACAAGUCAAGAAAGACUAACCAAUGUAUGCACGCUGCCUAUGAAAAUUCAUUAUGGCAUGGGGAC